Messenger RNA from Brugia pahangi, 2790 nucleotides. NCBI's taxonomy places the organism in Eukaryota, Metazoa, Nematoda, Chromadorea, Rhabditida, Onchocercidae. The record is from the annotation of a GenBank genome assembly.
AUGACGAAUAUAAUAAAUGGUUAUAUACUGUAUCGACUGAUGGUCGAUAGAAACAACAAAAGCUCACAUCAGCGACGACACAGUUUAAUGCCUCUUUCAGAGGGGCAAAAAGCUUAUCAUUCUCAGUCACCACGCAGAUCACUUUUCGAACCGUUCUGCUUACCAGUAAUUCAGCAUGUACCUAUCAAACAGAGAUUAAGUUCCGUCGGACGAGAUAGCUCAAAUGCUGAUAUAUGCAGUGAUCUUGAUCCAACGCUGGUUGCUUCUUCUAAUCCAUACCUGUACCGCCGUCGACGAAUGUCGCUACUGCAAACUUUAAGAUAUCAGAAUAGGCUUCUGGCAGAUAGCGGGGUUGAAUGUCACAGUCAACAGUCUGAUCGAGGCAGUGAAGCAGCACGAGGUCAUCGGUCAAGUUACUCGUCACCAUUUCCAUCUUUAGAAGCAAAGGACUCAAGAAGAAGUUCUUCUAUCAUCAAAUUAAAGAAUAAGACAUUUGCAUUUUUUGGGAAGCGUUCGUCUAAACGAAGUCAAACUUGUGACGAACAAAUUUCCAGUAAUGGAUGUACAAAGUAUUGUCAGAGCAAUGAAAAUGAUCAUCCUAUUUAUUCUUCCAUUGAUUUAAGUGCAAAAGAAACUCGACAUGGCAAGUCACUGUCAACAAAUGAUAGCGGUCAUGAAAGUCAAGGACGAAUUGUUACCGAUGAGGAAUCUCAGGAUGAUAGGACUGCAUAUUUAGGUGUACGUUGUAGUGAGCGGCAGGAAACUGUGGCUGUAAUUGAACAGUCGUCGGGAAUUCAUUCCGAAGCAAGAAUAGGAGUAGGAGAUCAACACAAGUGUCCAAAUUUAAUAAGAAGCUCAUCUUGUCCUCAACUUGGAUUACAUCUACUAAUUUGUCAUGAAAUUUGUCAUCGAACAGCUUCAAAUCGUCAAGAAUUUGUACUAAUAGAUGACGUGGAUAGCGAGGAAGAUGAAAAUAGUGAAAUGCCUGUUUUCGAGAAUUCAUUUCUUACUGACAAGAAUCGAUCCAAUGAGAAUGUAACUAGCAGCACUCCAACAAAAUCAUUGCAAAGUAGUAGUUGUGAAGCAACAGAAUGUAUCAUUGAAAAAGAUGAAUUCAGAUAUGCGAUGAAAUUGCAUCGAGAUUGCAGUUUAAUUGAAAAUGGUGAAAAAAAUAAUAUCAGUGAAGAAAACUCUUUGUCACAACAACAAGAGCGGAAUCUGCAAUUCACAAAAAAACUGCAACAUUUGAGGUUAUCUAACGGUUAUGUGACUGAACAAUUUGCAUAUGUUUCACCAAGGUCUGGGAGAAAUUCUCCAAUGUUUCGUAUUUCUGCAGAAAUUAAGAAACAAGAGGAUAAAAAAGAGGACAAGAGAAGCCUAUCCACGGAAAGUUUUUUUCAAAGUGAAACGGGAAAAGAAAUACUGGACUGUUAUCCAGAGUUCGAUUCAUUCCCUUCCUUUUAUUCGGAUGAUGAAGAUGACGAUGAUGAUAAUUUAUCAUCAUUAAUGCUCGAUCAUUACCUGCCACCAAAAUACAGCUUCUCAAGCGAUGGAAAGGACGGUAGCCGUCGAUCAUCUUCUUUAUCAUCGCUCAUUACUUGUUCAGAUACCGAACAUGCAUCGUCAUCUGUGGAACGACAACGAAAUAGCAAAGUUGGAAUUGUAACGCAAACCGAUUUGAGUUUAGUUCAUAUUAGCGAUCAGCUUAGCUCUUAUCUUAAUGGCCUUACGCUUGAUAGCAGUACUCAUGAUGCAACUUUUUUCACGUAUCAGGGAAUGAAUUUCUUAGCGAAACAUUUCUUCGAGUAUCAGUCAUUGAACAAUCGGCCACACUACGCUGUACAAUUACACAAAUUGCCACCUUCGCAGGCUGGCGCUGAUCAGUCAGCAUCGUGGGCUCCGAAAUCAAUGAUCAAAGCAGGGAAGAACCAGGCUGCACCUGCAGCUCGUGCUAACCGUGCUAACACUGAACUGAAGCUCGGGACACAUCGAUAUGGACGGGCAGCCAGACAUGAAUUUCGAGAAUGGGGUGAUAAGCACGGAGAGUUAAAGGGUGAAAAACUGGCGCCACAUAAGGAUGCUUUAACCAAAUUCUUGUCAAAUGAAGAAAAUACACCACGGAAUUUGUUUGAUUGCGAAUUUGAGGAACGAAUUUUUCAAACAGAACCGGAAACUUUACCAGAAGUGUUAGCAAGAAGUAACAAAGCGGAUGAAAUCGAUUUGUCGCUCUCUUGUGCUGAUACUACCCCUGGUACAAAAUAUGAAACAGAAGUGCUAACCAUCCUAACAUAUGCGCCAAAUGUCCAAUUCGUGACAGCUACUGUCAAAAAGGCUAAACUAUUACCUUUCAAUAAUAAACCGUUUGCCCGAGUAAUGUUGUUCGACAAACGUCGUUUGUUGGAGCAAAAACAAACAACAGUGACACCAACACCUGUUUGUAGUAGAUGUCUCACCACUGAUUGUGCACGACAAAAACCACCUGCAUCGAGUCCCCCGUUGUCAUCCUUAUCAGCUGAUUGUUCUAAUGCGACGACGCUCAUAAUACGACGGACAGAUGCCAUUUUUUCCGAAUCCUUCUUGUUUCACGUCACUCCACAAAUGCUUGAUAGGUGUCAUAUCGUCAUCGAAAUGUUCGAUACUGAUCCGGCUGAUUGUAAUCGUGGACCGAUUCCAAUUGGACAUUGUGUGAUUGGACCGAUGUGCCCAGGAGCCGGAUGUGCUCAUUGGUUACAAAUGAUCCGGAAGACUGGCUUGCCAAUCUGCAUGUGGCAUCGCUUGUUUAAGAAUUAA